CUUAUUUGAAUCAGGAAGAGCUUACGGGCUGAUAUGAAACACAAUGAAGAAGAAGAAGCUAAAACGAAAACAAACGUCCAACGAUAACAACUCUCUAGCGGCGACUGGUCCUCAGAUUCACAACUCCCAACGAAACUUUCCAUGAUCUUCGAACUCUAAAUCUGUUACCAUGGAUGGAGAAGUCCUUCUAGAAGUGCCCCCCAAUCUUCAAAUGUUGAUUCGGCUUGUGGUGCGAGGAUUUUAUGGAAUAGAGGAUGUCUUAAUCAUUGAUAUGCUUGUGAGAAACUGCUGUAUGAGUGAAGAUGAUUUGUGCGACCUUUUAAAAUUUGAUCGGAAAAUGCUUCGACAGCGCAUAAACACUCUAAGAGCAGACAAGUUUAUCCAGAGUAGAAAUAAAAUGGUUACUCAGGAGGAGGGGAAGACACAAAAGGAACAGUACUAUUUUAUUAAUUACAAGAGUUUUGUUAAUGUUAUUAAAUACAAGUUGGACCACAUAAGAAAGAAAUUAGAAAUGGAGGAGCGAGAUCAGACCAGUCGGGCAUCUUUCAUUUGUCAGUAUUGUCAGCGUUCAUAUACCGAUUUAGAGGCUGACCAGCUACUUGAUCCACGCACUGGCCAGUUGCUCUGCAUCAUUUGCAAACAGGAGGUGCAAGAAGAUAUGUCAGGAAUGCCUCGUCAUGACACUCGCCUCAUUUUACAAAAAUUCAAUGAACAGAUGGAACCCUUGUUUAACUUGCUUCGUGAGGUUGAAAAUAUUAAACUGGCUGCCAAGUUUUCUGAGCCACAGCCUAAAGACUUCAGUGAUCUUAAGAAACCUGGUCAACCAAGACCCGUGAAGCCAAUAACAAAUGCAGAUCCUGGUGGUAAAGCGUGGUCUGGAGAUGCUACAAAGAAAUCUGGAUUCCACGUGGAAGGUUCAAUUGAUGUCAACAUCAAUGCUACUGAGACUGAAGAGGCUGUGCAGACUAAAGAGAAUCCAAUAUGGUUGUCAGAAGCUACAUCCCUGAUUACCACAAAUAUAACGUCCUCUGAAUUAUCAGCACAGCAGAGUGAAAAUAAGAAUGCUCCAUUGACAAGCAACCAGGAGAUGCUUUCGGGUGGUGAUGAUUAUGUGAUGAAACUGCUCCAGGCCCAUGAACGUAAGAAGAAUAAGAAUGGAAGUCAGAAUUCGGACAGUGACUCGGAUGACAGUGGGGAUGAAGCUGCCAAGAAGAAGACCGAGAACCAUCAACCAACGGCAUUUGGCACAGAUAGCAGAGCUGAUCCGGACAUGAUUGAACUAAUGGAUAGUGAUGAUGACGACACUGUACCUUUAAUCAGUGUAGCUGGUGAAAAAGUGUCCUUCAAUGAAGUAGACAGUGCGAUGAUUGCUCGAAUGACGCAUGAAGAGAAGAAUGCUUAUAUGCUGAUUUAUCAAGAUCUAAUGGGCUCUUUAGAUGAUUAGCUCAUGCAUUCUUUCUGGUUUCUCAAGAUAUAACAUUAGGAAGGUAUUAAAUGAUAAUUUGUAUCAUUUGUAAUAAAUUUGAAAUUCUGAGUUAAAAUCCAGUAUUCAGGAAGUUUUAAAAAACAAAUGCUGUGGCAAGAGUGUGGUCUUUGUCUUUCAGGAAUUUAAUGAUUGGUAUUAUUCACUACUGUGGAUGUAAGAAAGUGAUUGGUAUUAUUCACUACUGUGCAUGUAAGAAAGUGUACAUGAAUGAUGUAUGUUACCAGGUCAGGGUUCUCAAACAGUAUUUUAUUUCAAGGAAGAAACACUGCUCUUGAGGUUAACUUUAUUGGUGUUUGAAAUGUAGGUCAUUCACUGCAGAAAUCCUCCAUUUUUAUAAAUCAUGUAUCAUCCUCAUUUAUCUGUUGGGUAAAACAUAAUGCCAUAAGGUUUUGAUAUUGGAAUGUCAUUAUCUGUUGCUGUUUUUUGUAGCCAUGUAAGUAUUAUUCUCAGGUAGUGACAAGAUGGAGUGGAUGAUAAACGUUUUCCAAGAGAUACCUUGUGAGCUGUGUUUGUUUACCUUAAGGACUCCUUAGGUUAAUAUUAUUGUGUUGUAAUUGAUUUGUUAAAUAAAUUUUUUAUGAUCUGAACAUUGAGAAUGAAAUUUACUGGUAUUAAGAUGUAAAUUUUUAAGAAGCAUGUUGUGUAUUGUUUGAUUUUUUAUUGCUUUAUAGUAGGUGACUGACAUGUAAAUGCUUAUGCUUUAGGAUAUGUUAAGGGGAAAAAUAGAUAAGGAGUAUUAGACCCAACUUGUUUUGUUUGCAUAGUCUCAGAUGUAUGGGUAACAUUCAAAUCUAAUUCCAGGUUUGCAAAAUUCUUUGGAUUUCUUAUUUAGGAAUUAUGUUUACUCUGACAGACUAUGAAUGCAGGAUGCUUUUCACAGUCUCAGAAAAGAACUUCAUCUAACAUUUGGUGUGAUCGUCUUUUGGACUGCUUUCUUACCAUCACUAAAGAGAACAAAAUACUGAGGUAUUAUAAUACUGCCUUGGCACUGAGUUUUAUUUAUCUAAAGACUUUCAACAUCUUCCAUGAACUGUACAGUUGUAUGUGUGCAUUUGAAUCUGUAUUUGUUAUAAAUAAAAUGCUCAAAGAUUAGGAAA
Messenger RNA from Macrobrachium nipponense, 2583 nucleotides. It is a transcript of the gene TfIIEalpha, whose product is annotated as general transcription factor IIE subunit 1-like. Gene Ontology annotation, cellular component: transcription factor TFIIE complex. The coding region runs from base 170 to 1444 and encodes 424 amino acids. The record is from RefSeq and is a predicted model, not a curated record. NCBI's taxonomy places the organism in Eukaryota, Metazoa, Arthropoda, Malacostraca, Decapoda, Palaemonidae. The transcript is spliced from 10 exons. Gene Ontology annotation, biological process: transcription initiation at RNA polymerase II promoter; transcription open complex formation at RNA polymerase II promoter.